Messenger RNA from Oncorhynchus kisutch (coho salmon), 2772 nucleotides. RefSeq names its product myelin protein zero-like protein 1. The record is from RefSeq and is a predicted model, not a curated record. Gene Ontology annotation, cellular component: plasma membrane; cell surface; focal adhesion. Bases 223 to 1035 code for a protein of 270 amino acids. The transcript is spliced from 6 exons. NCBI's taxonomy places the organism in Eukaryota, Metazoa, Chordata, Actinopteri, Salmoniformes, Salmonidae.
UUUCCACUUUGGUGCAUGGGAUUUUAAACCAACUUUACCGUCUGGUGCUCCGCGUGAGAUAAAUCGAGUGCACAUUAUAUGUCAUCGUCUUUCCAGUCAUGCUAGUGCGUUUUCCUGUGUGUUUUUUUUUUACACACAGGAGGAGGGUGCUUUGAGCAGCUGAACGUUGGCUAAUGUUGGACCAAAAAACAGGGAGGGGGAGAUAUUGAUGCGUUCUAAAUUAUGGAGCUAAGGAGGAGAAACCUCGCGUGCAAUUGUGUUUUACUAUAUGGAAUAACGUUAUGUCUCUUUUUCGGUACAAAUCUAACAGCGGCCAUAGAGUUGUAUGCCCCGGCGGAGGUGCUGGUUGAGAAUGGCACCACGGGGAUCCUCAAGUGUUCCUUCAAGUCCAGGGAAGUGAUCAGCAGCGCAGCCACAGUCACCUGGUCGUUUCGUCCAACGGGAUCCGACCCCGGAAGCGCUGUUUCCAUUUUCUAUUACACUUCUGGCAAGCACUACCCAGGGAGCGUGGCUCAAUUCAAAGACAGGGUGAAAUGGGCGGGAGAUCUGAACAAAAAAGACGCCUCUGUCCAUUUAAUUGAGGCGCAGUUCAACGACAACGGCACCUACUCGUGUGCCGUGAUUAACCCGCCUGACAUAUCUGUCACCGCCGCUCAGACACAGCUCAAAGUCGUCAUGAAAGAGUCUCUCCCUCAGAACAGCACGGCUGUCAUAGUGAGCGCCGUGUGUGGCGCUGUCAUCGGGCUCAUUCUCAUCGCUGUUGUUACCUGCCUGAUCAUCAAGAGGCAUCAAACCAGUCAUGAAUACGAAGGCUGCACUUCAGUGGCGAGUGUGAGCUCCCACGCCACACGCCCGGGGGGGAAGAAGCACGAAUCCAGCUUGGAGGGCUCCAGGUGUAGCAGCCCCUCCGCCCCGGUCCAGGUAGGCGCUACAGGGCCGGUGAUAUACGCCCAGUUGGAUCACUCGGGCACCAAGAACCCCAACUCAUUCCACAAGAUGGAGCCAGUGGUCUACGCUGACAUAAGGAAAAACUGAAACGGGGGUGGGGGGAGAACUGGAGACGAAAAGGGAAAGGCCACCAUCGCUCGCUGCUUUGGGGUGGGUGGGGAAUGUUUAAAUACAGGGGGGGAUUGAUGCGGUUUAGAAUGCUAUUUUUUUUUUUGUCUCAUAAAAACCCUUGUCUGCUGAAAGCAUUUAUUGCAUGUUCAUGUGUAUGAUACAAAAUGUAUGCUACCAAUGCUUUCAAUACAACACAGAGAUUAGAGAAACACUUAAUACAUUAACUGCAUGCUUAGUAACUGUAAAAUACAUAGGUUCAAGUCGUUUUUUUACAAUACAGGUUAAUAACAUGUUAACAAUCAUCUCAGUCCAACAUUUUGGAUGUUAAAUUGACGGUUUAGACAUAGGGUUUGGAUAUAGAAUAGGAUACCUGAAAUACAUUGCCGUUUGGCUGCAAUCAUGCUACCUUCAUCUAAUCAUGUAUACAUGUUUACAAGGUAACAAUCACGUUAACACCAUAUAUCACUCUGGUACACAAGCCAUGGAAAGCUUCUUGGUGAAAUUACUUCAGUGUACAGUUUGUUUAUUGUGCUGUAGAAUUUAACAUUGCAUUGUUAUAGCUAUGACUAAAACACUGCCUGCCACUGGGUUUGAAACUGAACUGUUCAGCUGAAACAAUGAUACAAAACAAAUUUAUAUUUUUUACAUUGUUUUUAUUGUACAGAAAUGUAUACACUGUUUGCAUGUAAUUUAUUAACUAACCACAACUAAUCAUGGCAAUAACCACGUUUGACACAUUUUAGUUUUAACAUCCGUUUUAGAUUAUGUAGGUUUGAUGUGAUCAUGUGAGAGAGAUAUCAUCAAAUCUUCUCUUCUGUCUUUCAGAAGCAAUGGACCAAUUAUCUUCCGUUAACAAAACUACUUUGAUAUAUCACUGGGCUUUAAUAUAAAAAAGUUGACAUUCCAAGUCUUAUUUUACGUUAAAAAGUCAAAUGUUUCUGUUCCAAUGACUCACUCUCAAUCAUGUUUGAUUGAAGCGAUGCAUUUUAAUAAUCAGUUCAAAUGCUGUAUUAAUCCCUUCCAUAUUUGAACACAGUAGUCUUACCCCAACCUACAUUUAUGCAUAUGGAUAGUUAACUAUGUAAGAUCUAGAGCUUGUUACUGUAAUUCAUUCCUUUCUGGUCAAUGGUAGUAUCUCUUGGUGUUUUAACAAAAUAAUCAAUUAUGUGUUUCAGAAUUCCAAUUUGAUAUUGUGUGUCAUUUUUGUCAACUAGUUUGAAAAAGCAUGGCUGGUGCUCUGUCUUGAUGCUAUACUUCACACUGUCACGUCUUAAAAAUCCUUUAAUUCUUUACCCACUGGGGGGCAUUGGUUGAAUCAAUGAAAUUACAUUGAACCAAUGUGGAAUAGAUGUUGACGUGACAUCUUUGCCCAGUGGGUAGCGCUUUAGUGUUUUUAACUGUAUAUUUUUGCAGUUGACAAAAUGCUUCUGAUCACACGAGAGCUAGAGGAGGUGUCAUUCCUGUUUUCCAAAGCUGCCUCAUCCACUAGUCCUGCAAAAGUAAUUGUUAGUCUACAUUCCUAAAAAUGAAUCAAAUGCUGGCGCUUAUCUUGCGGCCUCGUGCUUGUGCAGUAUUAGUAUAUUUGUGUAGUAGUUGUUGAGUAGCGAUAUUAGCAUGUGUAAUUUGGUGCUUGUUUAUAUCAUAUCUUAUGUUGCAAAACAUGCACUAUGUCCUGCGUAUCAAAGACCACAUGCACUAUAUGAUUUAAUUUUU